AUGACUAGUAGUGACGCUAAUAGUAGAAAACAACGCAUAAAAUGGGGCGAAGGUGCUACACUCGCCUUAUUAGAUUUUUUACGUGAAAACAAAGAUGAGCUAAGUCAGUUGAAAAGUACACGGGGUGGAUCUAAGCCGGACGCGGACUUGUGGAAUAGAGCUUCAGAUUAUCUUUGCAACUUGAAUCAUAAUGUUAACAAUAUUCAAGCUUUUACUAAAUGGAAGAAUCUUCUUGACAAUUACAAGAGUCAACGUAGUAAAUCUGCGACAAUUGAAAAUAGUAAUCAUGACGAAAUUAUUGAAGAUAUUAUUAGUAAACAAGGAUCAUCAAUGUCUUUAGCGUCAAAUUCAAUUCUUGUUGAUAAAAAGAAAUCAACUGCAGAUUUAUUAGAAGUUUAUAUUAACCAUUGCAUCAGUCAACAAGAAGAAAGACGUAAAGAACGUGAAUUGAAAGAAAAGGAAAGAAAAGAAAGGCACGAAAGACGAGAAAAAUUGGAUAUGAUGAUGUUUAACAUUUUACAUAAUAUUUCAAUGCCAUUUAUACCACAAAAUCAAGGUUAA
Messenger RNA from Entrophospora candida, 561 nucleotides. Lineage: Eukaryota; Fungi; Glomeromycota; Glomeromycetes; Entrophosporales; Entrophosporaceae. The record is from the annotation of a GenBank genome assembly.